Molecule: messenger RNA, 321 nt
Organism: Trichosurus vulpecula (common brushtail)
Lineage: Eukaryota; Metazoa; Chordata; Mammalia; Diprotodontia; Phalangeridae
Product: cystatin-A-like
Exons: 3
Coding region: 1-321 (106 amino acids)
Cellular component (GO): cytosol
Molecular function (GO): cysteine-type endopeptidase inhibitor activity
Source: RefSeq, a predicted model, not a curated record
AUGGACACCGACAUGAUUGUUGGAGGCUUAAGUGAAACUAAACCUGCAACUCCAGAAAUCCAAAAGAUAGUUGAUGAGGUCAAGUCACAGUUGGAACAAAAGACCAAUGAAAAAUAUGACUGCUUUGAGGCUGUACAAUACAGAAGCCAAGUGGUUGCUGGGAGCGUGUAUUAUGUAAAGGUACAUAUUGGGUGUAAUCGAUAUGUACAUUUGAAUAUAUAUGAACCUCUCCCUCACAGGAAUGAACGAAUCAAGCUUUCAGACUACCAGACUGGCAAAACCAAGGAAGAUGAAAUAACUUCUUUUAGAGGCACAGUCUAA